AUGGAAUUUAAGAAAGAAAAGCCUAAAGCUACUUCACAAAGAUUUAAAAAGAUAACUUAAAAACUUGGAAUCCAGUCACUAAAUAAAGAAGAAAGAUUUGAAGAAGGAAUGAAAGAUUUCCAUAAUUUAGAUACUUUUUUCACAGUCACAGAUUUAUUGAAGGACAUGAACAAAGAUUAACCAACUCCAGAAAGAUAAGCAUUAUUUGAAAGUUAAUAAACUUUAAUUAAAACAAAAUUAAAACUUAAAAAAUGGAAGUCAGAAUACCCUGAUUAUUUAAAGUUUGAAGAGAAACCACCUCAAACUUAAUUUAGAAAUAAAGUACCUCUUUUGCAGAAAGCUAAAACUCAUUUGAAUUUAGAAAAAUAUGUACCAUAAUUAAGUAAAGAGGUUGAAAAUUUAUCCUCUUUAUUAAAAGAUAAAUUUUAAAAUGUUGAUUUGAAGGAAUAUCCAUAACUUUAAUUAUUUUAAGAAAUUAGCCAGUUCGAGGAUUAAAGGAUAAAAACAGAAUUUAAUGAAAAUUUGAGGGAUAGUUAUUGUAAAGAAAGAAUGUCUUUAAAAUUAGAAUAGUUUGAAUAAAAACCAACUGUCUCUUAUGAUACAUACUAUAGAAACUAUCAUAAUUAGGCUGAAUAAUUAAGAAAUAGACUUCGUUAAUAAUAAAUGAAUUUUUUUAAUUAAAAAUGGGGUAAUUCAGUUGUAAAAAUGAAAAUGAAAGAAGCUUAGGAUAAAAGAGGAUUCUUAGAAAAAGCAAAAUAAACUAGAAGACCAGCUGUAACUAAAAAAGUAGUUUUACCUUAUUUAGCCCCUGUUAUCAAAAAUAUUAUAACUGAUAUUUGUAUUGAAGAAGCUGAAAUGAUGGAACAAAAAAGAGAUUUUAAAAAAGAUAUUAAAGAAUUAGCAAAGAUAGGUUCAGAUUUUUAUGAUCCUAAACCUGAGCCAUAAAUUAUGGGAUUAAGAAUUAUUAAUUCUUGA
Molecule: messenger RNA, 975 nt
Organism: Paramecium sonneborni
Lineage: Eukaryota; Ciliophora; Oligohymenophorea; Peniculida; Parameciidae
Source: the annotation of a GenBank genome assembly